Cyclopterus lumpus (lumpfish) is the source of this 1600-nucleotide messenger RNA. RefSeq names its product zinc finger protein with KRAB and SCAN domains 3-like. The record is from RefSeq and is a predicted model, not a curated record. Gene Ontology annotation, molecular function: DNA-binding transcription factor activity; RNA polymerase II cis-regulatory region sequence-specific DNA binding. The transcript has 3 exons. Lineage: Eukaryota; Metazoa; Chordata; Actinopteri; Perciformes; Cyclopteridae. Bases 164 to 1153 code for a protein of 329 amino acids. Gene Ontology annotation, biological process: regulation of transcription by RNA polymerase II.
CAAUGCAUGCCAGUUAGAUUUGUGUCCAACUUGCUCCCGACUUCCUCUGACGUCAUGCACACGUGACCAAAGAUACUCUCACGAGAGCAAGGCGUCCGUCGAUUUUAGAGCCAGGAGCCGCAGGACCUCUCCAUCGACUGCGUGGCCCAGUGAUCCAAUAAAGAUGUCAAAAAUUGAACGUCUGAAUGCCCGAGUGGAAAAGCUGCUGUCUAAGGUUCUCCAUGAGGUUCUGGAGGUGGUGAAAGAGACUGUGUCAGAGUACCAGGAGAAAACCACGAGAACACAGAGAGAGAACCAGAGUCUGAAGAGGAGGCUGCAGGAGCUGCAGCAGAAGUUACAGCUGGAAAACAAUGCAGUUGUGGCACACACUUCCCCCGCAUCACCCCAGCAGGAUGACGCAGAGCAGCACCAGGUGGAGCAGACACAGAAAGAAGAGGACAUUGCAGUAAUCUGUCCCUCGUAUUCAUUUGAAGACCUGGACAGUGAAGCAACCAUCACAUCAGUGGCCACUUCCGGUCUCUCCCCUACGACAGCACCACAUUUAGUUGGCGAUGCCUUGAACGAUCCAACAGCCCUUAAAGCAGAGACUGAGAAGGGGCUGCCGAUAUCCAACCAUGUCGGCUCCAUUAGCGCGGGUUCAUUAUCUGGAGACGACCAUGAAAUGAAAGCAGAGCCCAUGUUGGACGAUGGAGCCACGCGCACCACUCUUUGUUUCUAUGACGACACUGGCGCCGCAUCCUCACACGGGCUGAACCGAGCACCUCCUCCGGCUCGUUCUGGACUCCACGACGAGUCCGGGCUCGUCUUCCGGCUGUCAGAGGAGCCGCUGUCCCAAAGACACAACAACACACACUGCGCUCAAACUAACGCGUCCGACUCACGCGCGUUCCCGAGAAACGUGAGAAAACACUACUGCUGCUCGCUCUGCGGUCGCACCUUCAGACACGCGGGCGACUACAAGAAGCACAACCGGGUGCACACCGGGGAGAAGCCGUACUGCUGCUCGGUGUGCGGGAAGCGCUUCAGCCAGUCGGGCUACCUGACGGUGCACCUGCGCUACCACACCGGGGAGAAGCCGUUUGGCUGCAGCCACUGCGGGAAAAGCUUUAGUCACUCGAGUAACAUGAAGAAACACCAGCAAACUCACCUGUGAGGCUGCUGCUCCCAGGCUUCCUCUAUUCAUAUUAUAGUGUUAUAUCAUGGACGGUGAAAGGGCUGCAUGUUUGUAAGACACAGAAAUAAAAGGUGCCAAUUGCUCUAUUCACAAAGUGCAAUGUCAAGUUAUCCAUUAUGGUUUACUGAGGGUUUUGCAAUCCUGUUUAUAAAGUGUUGUCCAUCUUAUGCAUUUUUCAUUUUAUGUUUGUAAUUUUGUAACAUUUUAAAUAUUAUAUAGGUGGAGGCUUCAAAUAAGCCCAGUUGGGUUUUUGUCUCUUGCUGCACUGCGAUAUUCAUUUAUCUCUGUUGUGAUUUUUAUUUUUAUUGUUUGAAUUGUGCAAAUACAAAAAAAGAAGUGUCAAGCACAGUCUACUAUAUUUCAGUUUUCUGCCAUUUGAGCCUGAUUGUCCAAUUUCCAAAUCAAAUAAACAUAUUUGUUAUACUU